ACCAGAUGUGUUUUAUUGGUCUAAGGAAAUAUCUGCUGUUCACGCAUUCAUCAGGACAUCGUUUGGUUCGGGCAGUAUUCUCACUCCACGCCGAUUUGAGCCCUUCGGUGGAUCAUUGUGAAACGGCAUCCAGAAUUCCGAAGGAGUUGGCCAAACAACAGCGAAGACGUUUAAUCGGUUGCAUCGAGAGAAUUUGGCAACAGGUGAAUUUCACGCUUGGCAAAGGUCAGACGCCGGCAAAUCGCGGUUCGGAUACCAUUUUUGGGAUUACAACUGGAAACGUUCAGGUCAUGGCUCAUCGAGACCAGCUGAGGGUCAGUAACCGUACACGUCAUUUGAAGCAAUCCAACGUUUUCAUGUCGAUGCGAGGAGAAUCGUCAGCGCCAAUGGGCGAAUCGCACGUGGAGGAUGAUCGCGGGGAACUCCCUGAUAUCUCCAGCAGACGCAAGAGAAAACGUAGACAAGAUAGUUGUUCGGAGGAUGCCCUGGUCGAACAGCCCCGCAGAUCGAAACGAAUGAGAAAACCGAAUAGGACCAGCGAUUACAUUUAUGGGAAAUAAUGAGAAUUGAAUUUUAUAAUCUAAUAUGCUAAUAUUGUCAGUUACCUGAUGUCUGAAUUUGCUAAUUUGUAUUGUUAUACGAUUUCGAUUAUAAAUGGAUUAAACUAUGUCAGAUUGAACUAAAAAAAUAUAGGGGAAAGAACUGUUGCAUCCGCAUUAGCGUGAUCGCACUCUCGAACGUAUAGAUAUACUGUGAACGAUUGAGUCGUUAUGUACAACGAUUGUUCGGUGUGAAUAAAGAUUACGAGUUCACUUCUAUCUGAU
Molecule: messenger RNA, 824 nt
Organism: Armigeres subalbatus
Lineage: Eukaryota; Metazoa; Arthropoda; Insecta; Diptera; Culicidae
Exons: 3
Coding region: 6-560 (184 amino acids)
Source: RefSeq, a predicted model, not a curated record